AUAUGUUAAUUUCAGUUUCACAUCAAACGUGAAAGAGUCAAGUUGUGACUGGUAGCACGUAAACCAAAUUUGUAAAUUCAAGAAUUUCCUUUUUGAUUCUUGUGAAUUUAUCUACUAUUUUUUUUAAUAAAAUAUUUUAAUAUUUUAUAUUUUCAUCGUUCGAUUUUGGGUCAAUAGACUCUGGGUUCAAUCAAAGAGACGCCAGACUAAAUUCAAUUCGAUUAACCAUUUGUGAGAAUUGUAUGAAACUAAAAUAGUGUGUAAAAAGACAAAGUAUUUAGUUGAGAAAAAUUGAAAUAAGAUACUUGUAAACAAAAUUUCUGAAAACGCAAAAGCAGAAAUGGUUCUGGUUUAGCAACAAACGACGUCAAAAAUACCAGAUAAAUACCAAAAAAAGCAUCAAAAAGCGAGCAACAACGCCAUUGAACAACAACAAAAAAAAACUGUGACCAAGUGGGAGUAAAAACAGAAGAAACGAAGAAAAAAUGGAUGUCUACAAUGUAUAUUUGGGCGAUUGCAUGAGCUACUCCUCAAUGCGUAAUCCAGUCUACAGGGAUUUUGAGAAAUUUCCCUAUGGCACCCUCGAGUCUUCCUUUAAGCCCUCCGCCAAUGCAUCGUCCUCAGCUGCCAACUCCUAUUACAAUCAAGGUGGCAAUAAAAGUGCUGCUAAUAAAGGAGUGGUGGAUAAGGUGCGCAAAGAAUCUUGUCCCUUUUGCAAAGAGCAAAAGAAACGUCCACUAAUUGCUUACAUUCGUAAGCGUGAGAAUCGGCAGCAGAAGGAGUCCAUCUGCGAAGCCGAUGAACAUGAAGAAUAAUUCUUUUACUAUGUCUCUCAUAUUUUGUUUGAUACAAAAUUCUUUUUGUCUUUAAUGCAAAAAAAAUUAUUUCUUUUGGCUCAUUAUACUGUGUAUAAGAGAGAUUAAAAUUACUAUAUAAUAUUUACACAAAAACACAAAUAAAAAUUUGUAUAGAUGUAAAGAAGAAAAACAAAAAUAAUAGAAAUAUUUAUAUGAAAUUUUAUAUAUACAAUUUAUACUUAAAAUAUUGUUUAAUAUAACAAACAUUUUAUUAAUGUUAAUGUAAAGAAUAAAAAAAUAACGAUUUAUUAAAAGUUUAAAUACAAAAAAAAAAAACAGAAUAAACUUUCCGGGAAAAUAAAAUGCCUUUAUUAAAGACUGAAUGUAUGAGAAAACAAAAGGAAAAUUGUCUGGAAAUACUAAAAAAAAAAAUACAAAAAAAAAAACAGGAAAAAAUCUUGUACUUAACAAUGUUUAACUUUUUGUCUUUUAACAAUAGAAAUAAAUAAAAAUAUGGGGAUUAAAA
This is a messenger RNA of Phlebotomus papatasi, 1323 nucleotides long. RefSeq lists its product as uncharacterized. Lineage: Eukaryota; Metazoa; Arthropoda; Insecta; Diptera; Psychodidae. The transcript is spliced from 2 exons. The coding region runs from base 486 to 815 and encodes 109 amino acids. The record is from RefSeq and is a predicted model, not a curated record.